AUGACACCCAAAGUAGCACAAUGGGGUAUCCAGUACUUUAAUUGGCUACAAUAUCACUUUCAUUUGCAAGACUGGUCAGAAUUUAGGAACAAAGGUGGCAAUUUACACCUGACCAUCCAACAUUUUCCUGGCUCCCUGAGCUACAUCAGUCCAUCCCAGUUUUGGAUUAGGGCUACUGAUAGCAGCCUGCCAUUGUCACAUCAUCCAGAAAGGUUUUCAGCAGAAAUGUUUGUAACUGUGCUUCAUGGUGAAAACAGGGCAGACAUUUUUAACAUUCACUGUAAAGUCCAGCGUCUCCUGGAUGGCAUCAAACGCCGCUGUGGCUGUGAGGACGAAGAUGAUAUAGAGUUAGCAGACGAGAGUGGGCAGGUGAAGAAUUUACUCCAGAACAAGCAGCACUCCGCAACUGAGCUUCUGGGGGAACGUGAGGCCUAUGUGCUCCUGGGUGUUACAAGAGGUGAAAGGCCUUCCAGGAGAGUAUUUACACCUCUGUUGAAAGAUGAGUCGGUCAUUAAUGCUAAGUUCCUAGCUAAGCUAGAGAGCUGGCAAGAGCGCAAAGUCCCCUCUCCGAGAGUAAAAUCCAGAAAGACCCACAAAAAAGCAACCUUGGAUAUCCCAGCUGCUGAAGGCUUAAGGAAUCAUUCACCUCACAGCAGCAGAACAAGGACACCCGUUGCUUCUCCAAAACAAAGCAGAAAAUUAUGAUCUCUUGUUGGAUCUGAAAUCGGAAUUUCUUCCAGUUUGUGGAAAUGCACCUGUUUAUGUAUGUUCCUGCAUGUCCCCUGCUCUGAGCUUGAGUCUGCAUAACAAGGCAGGCCAGGAUUCUGAAGCCUGCAUUGUGAUUUGCUGCCUUGACACAAAACAGCCAAUCAGGUGUGAGGUGGGUGUCACCAGGGGCUGGCUGAAGUGUAUAUAAAUCAGAUCCUAUUCCCUGUUUCCCUCAAUCUGUUCCCGAUGUCUCACUAAAGCCUUUAAGCUGAAUCACUGCCUCUCACUUGAACCAAGGCUGGAUCUAGACACAUCAAAGAAGCGUUUCAGUUAAACACGUACAUUUAAACAGGGAAAUCCAGUAGGUAAAAACGGGACUCCACAGCACCAUCUGGUGGCACAGUGUUAUAUUGCAUAUACAACACAUAUAAAUUGCUUUUUCUUUACCAAUCUAGCUGAGUCUCCAUGUAUACCUUUUUUUAUUUCUUUGUGCAAAUGUGAAUUUUUAGGCACCUUACCUGAUAAUAAGAUGCCUUGAAUGCUGUAGGACUUACUUCUGAGGGAUAUAACAUUGUACUGAAGAUGUGCUGGAUUGGAUAGUGUUGGGGAACCUGUGAUCCUCCAGAUGUUUCUUUUUGUCUCAAUAUGUACAAGUUUGACUAAGGUUAAUUCAACAAAAGGCAUUCUCCACUAUGUUUCUCUCUCUUUGCCUCAACCGUUGUAGGAACAAUUUUGUGAGUCAGCCAAUGCUACAGCCAUUCUGCACCAGAAUUCCCCAAGGCUUAUUUCUGAGAGUUUUUUCCAAUCUUACUCAUCAGUGCUAGAAAUAGUAAUAAAAAGAGAUGGUGCUUUUGA
Messenger RNA from Podarcis raffonei (Aeolian wall lizard), 1563 nucleotides. RefSeq lists its product as uncharacterized. NCBI's taxonomy places the organism in Eukaryota, Metazoa, Chordata, Lepidosauria, Squamata, Lacertidae. The transcript has 8 exons. The coding region runs from base 1 to 705 and encodes 234 amino acids. The record is from RefSeq and is a predicted model, not a curated record.